This is a messenger RNA of Anarrhichthys ocellatus (wolf-eel), 4713 nucleotides long. It is a transcript of the gene borcs8, whose product is annotated as BLOC-1 related complex subunit 8. Gene Ontology annotation, cellular component: BORC complex. The transcript has 4 exons. The record is from RefSeq and is a predicted model, not a curated record. Lineage: Eukaryota; Metazoa; Chordata; Actinopteri; Perciformes; Anarhichadidae. Bases 142 to 570 code for a protein of 142 amino acids.
AAUGAAUCGGAAUGAUACUUACCUCAUUGUUAGCUUGCAGCGCUGCAAUUAAGCUAGUAGCUAGUUAGUUAGCUCAAGUUAGCCGCUAAGCUAAAGCUACAACGCCAGCAUUGUGUUUACAUCGUUGUUUGUCCAUGUCCCAUGAUGCUGGGCGUUGAUUGUGUUCUUUUUGUGAUAUGGGUCGUGUAUUGUCUGCACGUCUUUGAUCACACAGUGUCUGACAAAUUCACGGAGAGCAUGUACGUGCUGGCUAACGAGCCGUCAGUGGCUCUCUACAGACUGCAGGAACACGUCAGAAGGUCGCUGCCUGAGCUGGUGCAACACAAGACUGACAUGCAGAGCUGGGAGGAGCAGAGUCAAGGAGCCAUCUACUCUGUAGAGUAUGCAUGCAGUGCCGUGAAGAGCAUGACGAACAGCAGCCUGUACUUCAAAAACAUUGACGGCCUCCUCCGUCAAGCCAUCAGCAUGAAGGAACAGAUCAGCAACUCUCAAGGACGCAGCUUACAUGAUGUGACCCCCUCUCCCAGUCCCCUUGUCUCUGCUCCACAUGCCCCUUCCACUUCCUCAUGACCUCUGGACUGAGGUGUCCAAGGUUAGUAUUUCCUCCAGACAAUCAUAAUAAUAAUCACAUUCAGGCCUGUAUUAUGUAUAUUCUUUUACAGAAGUGAUUGAAAUGUGCAUUUAAAUGACAUUUAAAGCUUUUGUAAACAUUAUUUUAAUCUCCUUUUUAGGUCUUGAAAAACAUCCUGCUUUCAAACUGAAUUAUAUUUUCUAAAGUGUAUUAAUUAGUUGAUAUGAAAUAUUGAAUACAUAACAAAAACUGCACAUUGUGCACAAAUAUUUGGCAAAAAGCCACCAUAUACAGCAGAAUAAAGUAUUCACAUUAUUACAAUUGAAGCUAUACGUUUUCCAGAUUGAUACUUGGGCAACACUGGUGAGUUUGAAAUCAAGCUCAUUCACCAAAACACUACACAUUAUUCAAGAGCUGUGCUCAAUAUGUUUUUUCAUCAAAUUUAAAAUUCUUUAUAAUCCGAACAGGAGAAAUCAGUUGAUAAAGGUCCAGUUAGGAUGAACAUACUGAGUAAAAAGGUACAAACUGACAGUUCUACAUCUAUUUGAAUCCACACUUGUGUUAGCGGUCCUCUUGUGCUUGAUGCGUAAAGGUCAGCAGUGUCUUUAACCACAAGCUCAGCUUCCAUGUCAAACAAGAGUAGAGUCUUUCGCGGAAAUCCCUGACUUGCGUGCGAGGACACUCCUCAUCUCAUUGUUGACCCCGUUCCAGGGUUUAGCCUGGGCCUGCAGUAGACCAGAUUCAGUAGACAGGGUCCUGUGCAUUCGGGAGCCACUGCCUCCACUGCUGUAGCCGUCUUUAUCGCUGGCGUGGCCCUGCGAGCCUCCGGCAGGAGAGUACUGCUGCUGCUGGUACUGCUGCUGUCUCAGGUUGCCACACUGAGGGUAGGAGAUCGGCUGCUGGAGGUGAGACUGGCUGCGGUGCAUCCGCGGUUUGUCCACGCCAAUCUUGAGCUCGCGGUGUCGGGAGACGGGCGUGUUGCCGCCGUGGUCGUUCUGGAAGAGGGUGUCGAGGUGGUCGCUGUGAUGGUGCUUGGCGCCGCGAGAAGCUUUGACCAGAGUGUGGAUCACAACAACCAGUAAGACGAAGAUCCCAGAGGAGAGUACGCAAGCGCUCGCCAUACCCGUCUCCACUUCAAAUAUGAGGAGCAUAAAGAUGGACAUAGCUGCAGAGGAAAAGAAGGAAACGGAGGAUUGAUACACACAGAAACACUAAAUCAAUGUUAAUCUAUUAAAGAGCCUAAUUACUUUUAAACAAAAGUUACUUUUUACUUUCAUCUGGAUUUGCUGCUAGUUUUUGCUACAUUUUUUAUUUUCACAUUACUUGCUGCACAUCCAAGCAAAUGGAUGCUUUAAAAAAGUGUUUAAUGUUGUUGGAAUGUCAUUUAAAGGCCGGCUAUUCUUAGUUAAGUUGUUCUUGUGUUUAUCUGCAGGAAAAGGACCAUGGAGUCAGGCAAGGAAGGGGGAGAAAAGCACAGCGCUGGGAUGUGACGCAACUUCCUGAGUCGGUGGCGUUGCUUCUACGGUCCCCUUUCUCUGCUACAGUCCCCUUUCUCUGCUACAUCUUGAUUGAGGCUGAAGUGGGCGUCAUAAAUGAGACGCCUCCUCAUCACAAUGGAGUGACUGCCCCCCCCCCCUCUAGUACAAGCCGCUCAGUGGAACAGAGCAACACAGCGCUGCCAGGUUCAGCAUUAACAACACUUAAGUCAUGGACGCUGCUCAAAGAAUGCAUUGUUCUCUCGGACUCGCUGGACGGACCAGAGAGAAAGCAGCAGUGCUGGUUUUUGCCCCGGGUGUUUAAAAUCCACUGCACUGCCAGUGUUUUGGACACUAGUCUUUGUGAAUUUGUUUAUUAGAGGCUUAUAAGUACCCUGCAUGCAAAUUAUAAAACACACUUGCACAAGGAAAACAUACAAAUGUGCGCUAGAAGGCAAUAACAGGUGCCUUUAUUUCAGGAUUAAAUGUACGUACAUGCCAGAUCGGGCAACAGAAUCUUUAAAAAUAUGUUUUUCCUUUUUUUUUUUUUCUUACCUGCCAAGUAGACAGAAACCCCGAGGCAGAACAGUCCAAUAGCCACGUGUCGCACAGCUCUGCUAUCUAAAAGGAACCAGUCUGCUCUGUGGAAACAAAUGUUGUACGUUCAAUGUUGUGGCUCAGGCAUGUUUACACUGUUACUUUGAUAUUCUCAUCGGUGCAUAAAUUGACAAUUUCUGUGUUGACAAUUUUCUUUCGUGUCGGUUCAUUACAACUUUUUUACAAUACAAUCCAACUUUCCAUGGUCCUUUUUUUUUUUUUUUUUUUUUUUAAGUCCUAAAACAUGUGAUUAUUGUUUAUCUGGGUAUGUUUAAAUGAAAAGCUCAUUAGUAUUCACAUUUUCUUGGAAUGUACCCGUCUGUCAGUGGGGAGGUCCUGGGGUAUGCUGCUGGAUUUGUAAACCGACAUGGGAAAGGGCCAGCUAGAGGCCGUGUGCUGGGUGAAUAAUGAGAGGAAGGCCAUUGUUUCGAUGGGAUUCAUAGGGCUUGAGAGGUGGGGGUCGGCCAACCGCAUUGCAGUACGGGCCUCUGCACUCCGACACAUAAGGAAGGCUCUUUUAUACUUCUGAAACUGUGUUUUCUUUUAAUGGAAUUUAAUGCAGUCCACCAGGAUCUGUUGUGGUUUACGGAGAACAAUUAAAGAAGAUCGUGUGGGCGCAGGAAGAAACACUGACUAAAUAAAAUGUUAUUUCCACUUUCAGCAACAGUGACUCUAGGGCCAUUUAAUAAUUAUUACCUUUCUUAAAGCAUGAUGUUUUAGUGAGGCAUUUAUUAAAUUCUGGGGGUUUAUUUGAGGCUGUACUUUGUGGUGGUUUUGUUUUGCUCUGCCUUAAUAUUAAAAGUUUGCUCAUUUUCAUACAUGGACGAACACCACACAAACUACAGCCUCAAAAAUGAGAAUGAAGUUGGAUUAGUAUUCCUCCAACAUAGUGUCAAAUUUAAGUAGGAUUUAUUAGGCUGCAGGAUUUGCAUUACAUAACACGGGGGUUAUAUUCACUUCACUUGAACAAGUAGUUAAAGUGAAAUAAUACAAAGUUAUGUAGCCACAGUGGCCACAAAUUACACUUACAGGAUACUAUUAAUGCUAAAAUGUAGAGUAAUGUAACACCAGUAAGCGAAAGUGUUGACCAAUAUUUGCUAAUUAGCCACCGAAGCUAGCUCACUGUUAGCACAACACCACCUGAAUUGAGCUAUGGUCGGUUUUACUGCUUAUAAAUUCAAACUUUGUGUUUGUUUGUUAGAGAAACAUGUUAUUUCUUGUUUUAAAACGCACACAGUCUUGCCCCAAAGGUCGCUUUUCAGUAUAACAGUUGAUUUCCAGCCGCGUAUUAACAUAGCAAUUACCUAUAAAGCGACUACAGGUGCGUUUACGCCUUCAAAACCGACCGGAACUAGCUGUUUCUGAACUAUUCACUGAACAAGUGAGUGAAGCGGCUGAAAGUGACGCCGCAGGUGUUUUGUUGUUGUUGUUGUUGUUUUUAAACUUGUGGUAGACGACCUGCGUUACAUGCCGACUAAAUACCUUUCAGUGUCCUGCUCUCCUCUGCAGACCUCUGUGGAGAAGUAGCUGUGGAGGAGACAGACCACCACAGAGCUUAAGUGAAGGCUGAGGGAUAGAGCCGAGAGGACCGUGGAGACGGGCAGCAGGACGGCCCAGAUCUGAGCCGGUACGAGCAAGGAGGUGGACGGGGGAGACUCCUUCAUGGCCGUCUGUUGAGACUGAAGCUGGAAAAUCAAAAUGACCGAUAAAACAGACAUGAUGGCCGAUAAAAUCCCCAGUAAAGACAGAACUAUCAGACACCGCUGGCUGUACUUGAGCGUCAUCUUUAUCCUCAAUGUCAGGUUUCUCUAGAAUAAAAAAAAAGUUUAUCCUUCCCGGGUCGGACUCUUUGAUUAAAACUUCUCCGGUGGUGCAAAACUCCCAAAAAGUAGCGCUGGCAUUGCAGUGUGAAUAAAAAAAAGUUUCCCCCUCGGUCCCGUCGGGAUGAAUAGUGUUUUCCUCCCCAACAUGCAGCAGUUUGCCUGUUGUGGUAGAGCGCCCUGCUGCUCAGUCUGAGCAUGUGAUGUGCUUUAAAUCCCCAGAUUAAAAACUUCGCAACAACAAUGGACU